This is a messenger RNA of Acanthosepion pharaonis, 1617 nucleotides long. The record is from the annotation of a GenBank genome assembly. Lineage: Eukaryota; Metazoa; Mollusca; Cephalopoda; Sepiida; Sepiidae.
AUGUUAAAAAAAUGCCCGGAAGUUGGUUUGUUUGUUUGUUUGUUUCUAUCUAUCUAUCUAUCUAUCUAUCUAUCUAUCUAUCUAUCUCAGUCUGUUCGUAUCUAUCUAUCUAUCUAUCUAUCACAGUCUGUUCUUUCUAUCUAUCACAGGCUUUUCAUAUCUAUCUAUCUAUCUAUCUAUCUAUCUAUCUAUCUAUCUAUCACAGUCUGUUCCAUCUAUCUAUCUAUCUAUCUAUCUAUCUAUCUAUCUAUCUAUCUAUUUAUCUAUCUAUCACAGUCUGUUCUUUCUAUCUAUAGGCUUAAGGCAUGGCGGAAGAGAUGGAGACAUAAUGUUAAAAAAUGCCCGGAAGUUUGCUUCUAUCUAUCUAUCUGUCAGUCUGUUCAUAUCUAUCUAUCUAUCUAUCUAUCUAUCUAUCUAUCUAUCUAUCUAUCUAUCUAUCUAUCUAACAGUCUGUUCAUAUCUAUCUAUAUGACAAUAGAUAUCUAUCUAUGUAUCUUUACUAGUCUAUUCAUAUCUAUCUAUGGUAGUCUGUUCAUUAUCUAUCUAUCUAUCUAUCUAUCUAUCUAUCUAUCUAUCUAUCUAUUCAUAUCUAUCUAUGGUAGUUUGUUCAUUAUCUAUCUAACUAUCUAUCUAUCUAUCUAUGGUAGUUUGUUUAUCUAUCUAUCUAUCUAUCUAUCUAUCUAUCUAUCUAUCUAUCUAUCUCAGUCUGUACAUAUCUAUCUAUCUCAGUCUGUAUAUAUCUAUAUAUCUAUCUAUCUAUGCAACCAACCAACCCUUCCGGCCGAAAUGUUAUUGGAAGAUCCGCACCCCCCACCUUUGCCUAUCGUUUUCCUACCGUGUUUUUUGUCACUUGCAACUCCUCUUUCUUUCUUUUAUUUUCUUUCUUUCUUUCUUUCUUUCUUUCUUUCUUUUUUUUUUUAUUUUCUUUUUUUUCUUUUUUUUCUUUUUCUUUUAUUUUCUUUCUUUCUUUCUUUCUUUUAUUUUCUUUCUUUUUUUCUUUCAUUUUAUCAUUUUUCGGAUUUAUUGUUUUCUUCUUUUCUUCUUUCUUUUUUCGUUCCUAUUUUAUUUCUCCUGUUCUUUCUUUCCGCUUCUUUCAUUUGUGUAAUUUCUUUCUUUCUUUCUCUCUCUCUUUCUUUCUUUCUUUUUCUUUCUUUCUUUUUUGAAAUUUUAAUGUUCUUUCUUUCUUUCUUUCUUUUUCUAAUUUAUUAUUUUUUCUUUUUUUCUUUUGAUUCCAUUUUCUUACUUUCUUUCGUACUUUCUUUUUUUUGUUGCUUUCUUUUUUUUCGUUUCUUUCUUUUUUCUUUCUUUCUUUCUUUCUUUCUUUCUUUCUUUCUUUCUUUCUUUCUUUCUAACACCAUUCUUUCUUCCUUUCGUUCUUUCUUUCUUUUCUUUCUCGAGUCUUCUUUUUUCUUUUAUGCAAUUUCACUCUUUCUUUCUUUCUUUUUUCCUUCUUUCUUUCUUUUUCAUUUUUGCCUUCCAUUAGUUUUUUCUUUCGUUUCUCUUUCUUUCUUUCUUUCUUUCUUUCUUUCCAUUUGUUUUUUCUUUCGUUUCCGUUUCUUUCUUUCGUUUCCGUUUCUUUCUUUCUUUCUUUCUUUCUUUCUUUCUUUCUUUCUUUAA